CAGCAGUGUGGUGAUAUCCAGCAACUCGACGAAAAAGUGAGCCACUUUUAGACGGGCUAGUGGGGCACAAAUUUAUUCGAUUUCAUCGUUUGCAACUUCGAAUUAUUGCUGCAGCAAAACCAAACGGAGCCAAUUUGGGCGCCCUUAGUGCUUGGUGUGUUGAGUUAGUGUUUCGUAUAGUACAUACUGUGUGCAGUGUGCAGAAUCGAUCGAAACGACUUGCCUGUUGGUCGAUAAACUGAGCAAAUACAGAGCGAAAGUAGAGCACGCCUGUGGGACCAUGUAUCCAUACUACGAAACGGAGUGGAGUAUCCUGCCGCCGGAGCACAAUCGAAGAUACAGUCCUGGCCUCACAAUCAACAAUAUCAAACAAGUGAUAAAUGAAACUAUUGAAACUAAUAUUCUAAGAAAACCCAACCCGACACGACUCCGGGAGCUGAUCCGGCAGAUCCGAACGGCCAGGACGGCUGCCGAGGAACGUGCCGUGGUAAAUACAGAAUGUGCCUACAUCCGAAGUACCUUCCGCGAGACGGACUGCAUUUGGAAAUGUCGCAACAUGGCCAAAUUGCUCUACAUUCACAUGCUAGGCUAUCCGGCGCACUUCGGGCAGAUGGAAACGCUGAAGCUGGCCGCCAGUCCCAAGUACACCGACAAACGGAUCGGCUAUCUGGGGGCGAUGCUGCUGCUCGACGAACGACAGGACGUCCACGUGUUGCUGACCAAUUGCCUCAAAAACGAUCUCAACAGUUCGACGAUGUUCAUUGUGGGGACAGCCCUGUGUACGCUGGCCGCGAUAGCCUCCCCGGAGAUGGCCCGGGAUCUGGCCCACGAGAUCGAGCGGCUGAUCUCCUCCUCGAAUGCAUUCCUUCGCAAAAAAGCUAUCCUCUGUGCCUUCCGCAUGAUCCGACGAGUGCCUGAGCUGAUGGACGAGUUCCGGCCGCAGUGUAUGCAGUUCCUGGCGGACAAAAACCACGGGAUCCUAGUAUCGACCAUCACCUUGGUGACGGAGAUGUGCGAACAAAGCGUUCACGUGACGCACUACUUUAAGGCCGCCAUUCCGCAGCUGGUGCGGACCCUGAAGAUUCUCGGAGUCAGUGGGUACUCGCCGGAGCACGACGUCAACGGGGUUCCGGACCCCUUUCUGCAGGUUAAAAUCCUUCGGCUGCUGCGAAUACUGGGGCACGGUGAUCCGGAUCAGUCCGAGAUCAUGAACGAUGUGCUGGCCCAGGUGGCCACCAACACCGAAACGAACAAAAACGCCGGCAAUGCGAUCCUAUAUGAGACGGUGCUCACCAUCAUGAAUGUUGAGUAA
This is a messenger RNA of Uranotaenia lowii, 1312 nucleotides long. RefSeq names its product AP-1 complex subunit gamma-1-like. Lineage: Eukaryota; Metazoa; Arthropoda; Insecta; Diptera; Culicidae. Gene Ontology annotation, cellular component: AP-1 adaptor complex; membrane coat. The transcript is spliced from 5 exons. The record is from RefSeq and is a predicted model, not a curated record. Gene Ontology annotation, molecular function: clathrin-cargo adaptor activity. Gene Ontology annotation, biological process: receptor-mediated endocytosis; intracellular protein transport; Golgi to vacuole transport. The coding region runs from base 281 to 1312 and encodes 343 amino acids.